AUGCUUAAUAAGAAAUCAUUCAAAUCGUUCAAAAGUAUGAACGACGAAAAAGAUGAAUAUGACGACGAUAGUUCGUUAAUCGAACGAGUCCAAGCAUCGUCAACAUCUUCAUCUGCAACUAUCAAUGUUCCAAAUCGAAGUCGUACAAGAGGCUCAGCCAAGUUUCAACAGACAGUAGUAACUACAACAUCAGAUGUAUUAUCGCGUAAAAGUGCACCUACUACGAAGAUGCAAAAUAACACAACAGUCGAUGAAAAUACCAUUCAGAAACCGUUAAUAAUAACAGCAUAUCAUCAGAACCCUUUGUCAAUAAACCCAGAAAAUGGUGAUAUUGUUACGUUAACAGACGGAAUUCGAAAAAAAUGGAAUGGUAUACAAUGGAGAAAACUAUGCAGUAAACCAGCAUGCCCAUAUUAUAUGCAAAGUAAAACCUUAUGUAAACAACAUCUUUUACAACUUCAAAAAACAGAAAGGAAAGAAGCAAGUGAAGAGGAAUCCAUAACAAUGCCAACAAGACAAAUGGAUAUUACAACAAAUGAUGCUGAUUCGAGUCAAGUUUUAAAUGAUUCAUCAUCUAUUAUUCUCAAUUCAACCACAGUAAACACAUCCAAUGCAGCUGUUGAAUUACAGCAGUCAGAACUGCCCAUAAAUCCUGUGAAAGGUGAUGUCAUCAUUUUGGAAAACGGUAUACGAAAAAAAUUUGAUGGACGACAAUACAGGCGUUUAUGUGAUAGAGACAACUGCUUGACAUCUGUACAAGGUCCCAUCUAUUAUACGAAUGGUCUAUGUCCAAAACAUUGGCAAGACAGUCAAUUGAAUGCCACUGAGUCAGAUCCAGCACAUCAGUCGCAGCCACAACAACAGUAUUAUUAUCAAAAAAGUGAUCGAACAUCGACUCAUCAACGAACAAAUAGUAUGGAAAAAAUCGAUACGAAUGGACGACCAACGAUUACCACAACAACACCAUCUGCGGUAACAGGGACACUAUUGCUUACAUCACAAAAGGUAAAAGUUGCUGGUCGUCGUGCAAAAUCAUCAAUGAGUAAAAAACGUCGUCUGGUGUCCUCAGGGAGUACAGUACCGAAACCUAGUCGUCGUUUAACAGUAGCUGCCACGUCAUCAUCCGUAAAUCUGAAUAAUCCAACAAAAGGCGAUGUUGUUCUCUUAGAAAACGGUUCACGUAAAAAGUUUGAUGGCGUGGUAUGGAGAAAAACCUGUUCACUUUCUCAUUGUUUCAUUGCUGCACAAAAAAAUGAAUUAUGUCGAAAACAUUAUUUACAAUACAAUGGACAAUUAGAUGUGGCUAUACGAGAUAACAAUAAUGAACAUUCAACAGUAUCAAAAAAAAAAAGCACAUCCCCGAUGGAAAAAAGUAAUGAAACGAAAACUAAAUUUGAAGAUGAAGAAAAUUAUGAUGUAGCAAACAGUAUUGACAGUUCGAAUGAGGAAGAAGAACAUGAAGUCGCAGAUUAUGAAGAAAAAGAACUUGACUGUGAUGAGGAAAAUGGGGAAGUUAAUGAUGAUGAUGAUUUAUCAGUUGAUUAUAUUGAAAAUAGUUUAAUUAAUUCAUUAUCAGCUAGUCGAGAAAAAUUUCCAACAAGUAUAUUGAAAAAAUGGUUGUUUGAUCAUAAAGAUAAUCUUUAUCCAACACAUGAGGAUAAAAUAAAAUUGGCUGAUCAAUCGAAUAUCACCUAUGAACAAGUUGGAACGUGGUUUAAUAAUGCGAGAGCAAUUUUAAAAAGACGACAAAAAAAUUUUCAACAAUCAACAAUUCCAUUCGGUCAACAUCAACGGAAACGUGGUAGUAUGAAAUCAAAAUUAGAACUAUCAACAAAUCUCGGUGCAAAUUUAGAUGGAGUUCAAUUUUUGAAUGAUAUUUCUACACGCUCAAUUGGCAUUCAAUGUAAUCCAUCUGUUGUCAAUCAAUCGACGACAACCACAACAAAUUAUAAUAUACCACAAAUUAAACAAGAAUAUGAACAGAGAAUGAUUCGAACUGUACAACCAUCAUCCAAUGAAAAUAAGGAUAAUUCGAAUAUGCAACAUGACAGUGAAAAAAUAUCAAUCGAAAACAAAUCAAAUGAAAAAUUAUUUUCAGAAAAUGGUUAUGAUGUGAAAAUUGAUCAUUUAAUGGAUAUUGUACCUGCACAAUUAACUAAUGAUUUAUUAUGGAAAUACGAUAGACAAGAAGAAAUUAUUAUUACAAGUACCUGUUUGAAUGAUGAUCAAAUGACCCAAUUAAAAGAAUUCUGCACCAGAUUUGAGGUAAAAAUGUCACAAGUUGUUGAUCAAACUACGACACAUUUAAUUACAGAUGAAGAGGAUAAUUCAUUAAUAUGUCCUCUAUCAAAAAAAGUCAUUCAAGCUGUUGCACGUCACAUGUAUGUUAUCAGUUAUCGAUGGAUAAAUCAAUGUUUAGUAAAAAACAAAAUAAUCGAUGAGAAAAACUAUGAAAUUCGUGGUGAUUUAACACUUUCAUCGGAUCAUAAUGGUAUGCAACGUUCACGUUUAAAUGUAUUACCAAAAACAAUACCAUCAACGUUACUCCUUGAUAAUUAUUCGAUAAUGAUUAAAUGUGAUGGAUGCCAAGAUAUGAUGAAUAAUGAUGAAUUAAUUGAACUUGUUCGAUUAAGUGGAGCAAAUUAUACUACAGAUUCACAUUUUUCUCGAAUAUCACGUUCAGUUAUACGUGUUGUUCUAUGUGAAAAAGAAUAUUUACAUAAUCGAAAAGAAAUGUACGAUAAGUGUGUCAAAGUCGGUGUUCAUUUUCUCACACCUGAAUGGUUUUUGGAAUCAAUUGUGCAAUAUAAAGUUCAACCAUUUCAUGAAUAUCAAAUUAUACCAUCAAUUGAACGAUAA
This is a messenger RNA of Didymodactylos carnosus, 2859 nucleotides long. The record is from the annotation of a GenBank genome assembly. Lineage: Eukaryota; Metazoa; Rotifera; Eurotatoria; Philodinida; Philodinidae.